This is a messenger RNA of Camelus dromedarius (Arabian camel), 2918 nucleotides long. RefSeq names its product transport and golgi organization 2 homolog (gene TANGO2). NCBI's taxonomy places the organism in Eukaryota, Metazoa, Chordata, Mammalia, Artiodactyla, Camelidae. Gene Ontology annotation, cellular component: Golgi apparatus. The record is from RefSeq and is a predicted model, not a curated record. The transcript has 9 exons. The coding region runs from base 148 to 978 and encodes 276 amino acids. Gene Ontology annotation, biological process: protein secretion; Golgi organization.
GGCGGGCGGCGGACUGCGCUCUCGGCAGGCUGCGCUCUCGGCUGGCUCAGGGCUCGGCGCUUGGGGCGCGGACUCUGGAAGCGGGGCUCAGACUCAAGGCUCGGGACCUUGUGACCCUGUGUGAGCCGCGCCACCCCUUGGGGACCCAUGUGCAUCAUCUUCUUUAAGUUCGAUCCUCGGCCCGUUUCCAAAAAUGCCUACAGGCUCAUCCUGGCCGCCAACAGGGACGAAUUCUACCACAGGCCGUCCAAGGCCGCGGACUUCUGGGGGAGCAACCACGAGGUCCUCAGCGGGCUCGACAUGGAGGAGGGCAAGGAAGGCGGCACAUGGCUGGGCAUCAGCAUGCGGGGGAAGCUGGCAGCUCUCACCAACUACCUGCAGCCCCGGCUGGACCGGGACGCCCGGGGCCGAGGUGAGCUUGUGGCCCAGUUUCUGACCACCGAUAUGGACUGUCUGACCUACCUGAAGAAGGUCUCGGCGGAGGGCCACCUGUACAACGGCUUCAACCUCAUAGCAGCCGACCUGAGCACAGAGAAGGGAGAUGUUGUUUGUUACUAUGGAAACCGGGGGGAUCCCAAGCCUGUCGUCCUGGCACCAGGGACCUACGGGCUGAGCAAUGCGCUGCUGGAGACGCCCUGGAGGAAGCUGUGUUUUGGGAAGCGGCUCUUCCUGGAAGCUGUGGAGCGGAGCCAGGCGCUGCCUAAGGAAGCCCUCGUGGCCCAGCUCCUGGAUGUGCUCAACAAUGAGGAGGCGCAGCUGCCGGACCCGGCCAUCGAGGAUCAGGGCAGGGAGUACGUGCAGCCCAUCCUCAGCAAGUACGCGGCUGUGUGCGUGCGUGGCCUGGACUACGGCACCAGAACCAACACCGUCAUCCUCGUGGAUGCUGACGGGCACGUGACUUUCACAGAGCGCAGCAUGCUGGGCACGGACCCCUCCCGCUGGGAGACCAGCACCCAUGAGUUCAGGCUGAAGAGCUAAGCUGCCCCCAGGUGUGGCCAGGGACUACUGGAAGGCCCUGCCAUGUGUACUGUCUGCGACUCAGCCAGCUUCCCUCAAGGGCCAGCGCCCUCCGACUGAUGUGAAGUAUCUCUGUCCCCGUGUCUAGCUCUGGUCCACCCUUCUGCCCAUGGGGGUGAGAGUCCCAUGGGCAGGUCUGGGGCAGGCCCAGGUGUGCUGUGCUUCCCCCUGGCCUGUACACAGAAGUGCACGCACAGGCACACCUACAGGUACACGGGGACACACGCACACACUCCUGGAUGUACACACCCACGUGGGCCACAGCGCAGAGGUGUGUGCUCACCCACAUGUGCUUCUGGCCAGUAAGUCUUGCUAUGAUCAAAAGAGUAAGGGUGGACUUCUGUUUCAAAGUGGCCUCUCGUCUCUGGGGCGUAGCCCAGUUCCUGACAGCCAGACCUGCUCCUGGAGAGGAGACAGGCCACAUCUGGAAUGAGGAAGAAGGAAAACAGUCUCCACAGCAGAAGCACAGCUCGGUUGGUGGGUCCAGAGGCUCUGCGUGUGCUGGGGGUCCUGUGCGUGCUGGGUUAGUUUGCCUGCCUGUCAGGCUUGCUGGUUCUGGGCAGGCCACCUCAGUGAGGGGACACAGCUGCCCCAGCUGUUUCCUUCUCCUGGGGACUCAAACGUCAUCGCAAUCUGUGCAUGAGUGUGAGGCACCGAUAAUAAAGCUCCGAGGCCACGGUGACGGGACGAUCAGGCUGCUGUGCAAGGGCUCGGGGGCUGCUCUCCUGGCCUGCGGGAACUCCCAGGGUGCAGACCCUGGUGCAAGGCUCUUUCCACUCCUCAUUUUGCUCACGGCUCCUGUGUACCACGAUGGAAGCCCGAGGGUCUGUCAGCCUGUCCCUCUUCUGUCUUUGGGCAGAGACCAGGGUGCACGGGAUAUGGUAGGUGGUGGUUACAGGGCCUCCUGAGCUGGGCCAAGGAGCCGGGACUUCAUCUGGGUGCAGGUGGAAACCCGGGGCCCCCGAGGGAGCAGUGUGGUCAAGCCUGCACUCGGUGGAGCCCCGAGGCCAGGGGAUGGCAGGAAGGGCUGGAAGUCAAGAUAAGAGGGCAAACCACUUGCCCCCUGGUUUAGGGCAGACGCUCUGGCAUUCCUGUUCCCAGCUGGGGUGGAGCAUUUAGGGGUCCUGGGUCUCUCCCCUCCUCCCGUCCAACGCCCUCCUUGGGCUACUUUGAACUGAGAAGAAAAGUGCUUGCGCACAGCCAGGCUUGACAGGGGCUCUUGGUGUGCUUCAGCCGAGGCCCCUGGGCCCCCACAGGUCCAGCUGAGCCACGACAAGCCAGGCUUCCAGCUCCAGCACCGCCAACUCCCUGUAUCUGCCUCAGCAGACCACUCCUGUCACAGACCAGGUCCCCACACCAGCACCCACCCUGGCCAGGCAUGUCUGCCCUCGGGGGGCACCCCUGGGAUGGGUGCACCUGAAGAGCCUUCCAGAUGUUUGCCUCUGCCCCAGGGCCUGGCCUGCCCAGGGAGAGCUUCUCCAUACUUGUCAUGGGCCUCUCUGCCCCCGCCCAUCCCCCAGGUUGGGCCCCACGAAGAAGGGGCAGCCCAGGAUGUAGUUCUGUUGCUGUGGGUUGAGUUGUGCCCCUCUCCAAAAGAUACGUUGUAUCCCAGCCCCCAGUACUUCAAAAUGUGACCUCAUUAGGGUCUCUCCAUAGGUAAUCAGGAUAAAAUAGGAUCAUUACAGUGGAUCCUAAUCCAAUACGACUGGUGUCCUUAUAAAGAAGAAAAUUUGGACACAGGGACAGACAGGCAUGCAGGUGGACUUCGUGAAGACUGGAGCUGGGGAACCACCUGGCUGGCAGAGAACCCAGGGAACAUCCUUCCAGGACCCUGUGUUACCCUGACCUCAGAUGUCCAGCCUCCAGACUGUGAGAAUAAAUUCCCUUGUUUAAGCCCCUCA